ACACCAAAAAAUAAAAAUCUAAAUGUUAGGUUACCGUUUAGUGCUUCUCUUCUCAUAGAAAUCUAGAACUAAUUAAAAAAAAAAAAAGGCUCACCUGCCAAUCUUGUCUUUAUCAAUACCUUUUGUUUACUCCAUUUCUAAUGAGUGAACAUUAAUCUUUUAGCAAUUAGUAUCAUAGAGCAGUAAAGUGAGCUGCAUAUUCUUCAAUGGCGGACUGGAUGAUAGGGCCAAGGCUAUACAAUUGUUACAAGUGUGGAAACAUGAUAUGCCGUCACGAUGAUAGUAUUUCUAAAAUCUUUCAGGCAAGCCAUGGCAGGGCAUUCCUGUUUACCCAUGUUCAAAACGUUGUUGAUGGUCCAGAGGAGGAUCGGCAGCUUAUGACCGGUCUCCAAACUGUGACAGAUGUUUACUGCUCUGAUUGUGGAGAGUUGUUGGGUUGGAGGUACAUAAAAGCUUAUGAGGAAUUACAGAAGUACAAGGAAGGCAAAAUUGUGUUGGAAAGAUUGAAGAUUGCCAAGGAGAGUUGGUAGCCCCUGGAUUUUUCUAGUAUU
Molecule: messenger RNA, 551 nt
Organism: Theobroma cacao (cacao)
Lineage: Eukaryota; Viridiplantae; Streptophyta; Magnoliopsida; Malvales; Malvaceae
Product: protein yippee-like At4g27745
Source: RefSeq, a predicted model, not a curated record